AGGACUGUUUCUUCUCCCCGCUGAUGAGUACAGCAGCUGUUCGCGGACAUGAAGCUGGAGGUUUUCUCUGUCGCCACGAUGCCGCCGGACUCGCCACUGUCCGGCGAGGACGAGCUGGGCUCGGACGGAGACUUCGCCGCGUGCAGUCCAGCAGCGGCAACGACAUUGGCGCCAUCCGAGGACGCGGAGGGGUCGCGCGCCCCAGACAGCAAGCCUAAGGCGUACGCGCGCAGGCCGAAGCCGCCGUACUCGUACAUCGCCCUGAUCGCGAUGGCCAUCAGGGACUCAGGCUCGGGGCGUCUCACUCUGGCCGAGAUCAACGACUACCUGAUGAAAAAGUUUCCGUUUUUCCGCGGCAGCUACACGGGCUGGCGCAACUCGGUGCGCCACAACCUGUCGCUGAACGACUGUUUCCUCAAGGUGCUGCGCGACCCCUCGCGCCCCUGGGGCAAAGACAACUACUGGAUGCUGAACCCGCACAGCGAGUACACGUUUGCGGACGGCGUGUUCCGCCGCAGGAGGAAGCGCAUCAGCAAGAAGCCCGCCAGGGACUCCGGGCCGCGGGAGCGCGCGCUGGACCACGCUCCCAGGGACAGUGCGGGCGCGCGCUUCACCGGCCCCUUCGCCAUUGAGAGCAUCCUCAGCAAGCCGUCGUUCAGGCGCAGGGAACGCGCGGAGGACUACGCCCGACUGACGUCACAAUUCACGCCGUUUCUUGUAAACUGCCCGGCGCUCCAUGCGCCUUUCGCUGCACUCGCGCCGCAGCCGGCCUUUCUGAGUGCGCUGCCGCAAUGCCACGCUCCCUACAGCGCGCCGCCUGAGGCUCCCUAUCACCCCUUCAGAAUCGAGUCUCUGCUGUCCUGAGGAUGCAUACACACAUAUGCGCGUGCACGCGCGCACAUGCACAGCCAGUAUCACACAUGCUAGGUAGUUGCGUGAGAAAGUCACCUCAGAGGCGCCGAGGAGACCAGAAAGCGCACAGACUCUCAGAAUUUAAAGUGUACACACAAAACACAAGAGAUCUCUGUUUGCACGAGAAAGUUACCCACUUACCCAGCCACCCACCUGUUCUGUGCACUUUUCCUGUCGUGGUUUUUGGACGCCGUAGACUAACAGCUCUCCACUUCAUCACUCAGCCAGUAUGUGGAUCAUCAUUGCUGUAUGUGCUGUGCGCUGUGGACGCGCUGAUUCCUGUGUGUUUGGUACUGAUUUCAUUUCCAUUCUGUAAAAUACUGUACGAGAAAGUUUGGUUUAAUAUAUGUGUGUAUUUAAGUGUAUAUAGUUUGUAACAGUGAUGUUGUUGGUCAAACAUCUUUCUUCAUGUGGGUGUAAAUGUGUUUUGGUCGUCGGCGAGCGCGCGCGUUUUAGUUGCAGCGCUGCGGACAGGCCGAGCUGCUGCUCAGAGAGAGAGAGAGAGAUUUCAGACUGGACUUCUGUUAAUAAAGAGAGAGAGAAGCUAAUGCA
Pygocentrus nattereri (red-bellied piranha) is the source of this 1464-nucleotide messenger RNA. RefSeq names its product forkhead box Q1b (gene foxq1b). Bases 49 to 864 code for a protein of 271 amino acids. The record is from RefSeq and is a predicted model, not a curated record. Gene Ontology annotation, biological process: anatomical structure morphogenesis; regulation of transcription by RNA polymerase II; cell differentiation. Gene Ontology annotation, molecular function: DNA-binding transcription factor activity, RNA polymerase II-specific; RNA polymerase II cis-regulatory region sequence-specific DNA binding. The transcript is spliced from 2 exons. NCBI's taxonomy places the organism in Eukaryota, Metazoa, Chordata, Actinopteri, Characiformes, Serrasalmidae.